This is a messenger RNA of Lolium rigidum, 927 nucleotides long. RefSeq names its product transcription factor WRKY45-1-like. Lineage: Eukaryota; Viridiplantae; Streptophyta; Magnoliopsida; Poales; Poaceae. The transcript has 3 exons. Gene Ontology annotation, molecular function: sequence-specific DNA binding; DNA-binding transcription factor activity. Gene Ontology annotation, biological process: regulation of DNA-templated transcription. The record is from RefSeq and is a predicted model, not a curated record. The coding region runs from base 1 to 927 and encodes 308 amino acids.
AUGGCAUCCUCGGGCGGCGGCGGCGGCGGGGGAGACGUGCCGGCGGAGAGGGCUGCCGCAGCGGUGAACGACCUGAUGGAGGUGCGCGAGGGCGGGGAGAGGCUCAGGGACUGGCUGCAGGAGCAGUCGUCGGAGUGGACGGAGCUGAUGGACGGGAUGCUGCACAAGCUGACCAGCGCUCUCUCGGCCUUGGACACCGGCUGCGCAGCUGGAGCGUCGGCGGCCGGAUCGGGCGACGGGGUGCUCAGGCCGACGGCGGAGAGCUCGGCCAGGAGGACUAGGAAACGCAGCUUCAGCAGGAGGUCCCAACGCUCCUCUAGCACACGAGUAACUCACACGCUGAUUGAUGGUCACGUAUGGCGGAAAUAUGGGCAGAAAGAAAUCCAAAACUCGCCUCAUCCAAGGAGCUACUACAGGUGCACGCACAAAUCAGAAAGAGGCUGCGAUGCCAAGCGGCAAGUCCAAGCCUGCGAAACCGACCCGCCCAAGUUCACCAUCACGUACUACGGCGAGCACACCUGCACCACGCCCCCGGUGACCAUCGUGGACGCCAACGAUGGCCGCGGAAGGAACAACCUCGUCAGUUUCGCGCGGACGUUUCCUCAGCUGUCCGAUAAGGAAGGUGGCGCGGCCACUACUCAGCAUCUGUCCUCCUCCUGGUGCGCGAGCGACCGCGUGUUCAACUCCUCGGGCGCCGAUCCGUUCGUGCAGACGGACGAGCUCGCCGUGGUCGUGGGAUCUGCCGGGAGGACGAAGUCGACGGUGGGCUCGGUGCGGGACUACGGCGGGCUUGGUGACAGGGCGGGAGGCGGCCAGGGCGGUGGCACGAGCAGCUUUCCAUCAUCACCAAGCAGCAUCGAGUUCAUGAUGAACUCGCUAGGCAGCCUCGGAGAUAUCGAUGACGACCAUUUCCCGUGCGAUCCAUGA